UCUAGGAAUGUGUCAGCUGUAGCCCUUUUCCUGAAGACGUUGGAGCAUGGUGACUCUUGAUGCGCUGACUCUGGCUUCAGUCCACUCCUUGUGAAGCUCUCCCAAGACAUCACCAAACUCUUGGUUUUAUGCUUUGCAAAGCUUUUCCUCAGCCUUUAAUGCAGUCAAAAAUAAUAUACAAGUUUGAAUCUUUUAUCUGUGAAUUUACUGAUACACAUGUGUGGCUGUUCUCUACAACUACAAAUUCCGCUGUCACAGACGCUCAGUUGUUUUGCACCAAAAAUACCUUCAUAUCAGGGUAUCAAUCAUGAGUCAUGCAGUCAUUGUGCUAUUAUUGCACUGUAAAGUUAUUUAUGGUUUUGAUGAACGGAGAACCCAAGAUGAUGAACGGAGUGUAGCUACGUGAGGAGGACUAUAACGUGCACUAGUACUCCCACGCGCCUCUGAUCGUUCAUUCAGCACCACAGCAACCGAACAGCGACCGCGGUGUGCAUGGGAACGGUUCAUUUUAAAAGCCGUACAGCAGUCGUUUUGUCAGCGCACAUCAUUGCGGUUUUAUCCCACUCUCAUCUGGACGCAUCGAAUGUUAAUAUGUGGACGCCGGUUUACUGAAGGGAUAUACGCUAUAAAGGAACGUCAUAUGUGAUUUGAUCGAGAGCAACGCUCCGCUGAGUUACAUACUUUUUCUCGCGGAUCCUCACCUGUCGUAAAUCAUGAACUACUUUGAAAUUGUUUGCUGUUCAGAAAGCGCAAACCUCAAUCGGGAAAAACAGAAUCGCGACCGUCUCUUGUCGAGGCGAGCGGUCCGCCACACCUGACGGUUUUUCUGCCUCCGGUUGUGACAUGAAAACUCGGACCAGAAAGAAACGGAUGAAAGGACGAAGAGCUGCAAAAGGCCAUGUGGAUUUGAAAGAGAACAUAUCAGAUUAAAGUGGAAUCCCGGAACAAUCCACAAGUCCGAUCGCGACUGACAAUCACAGGCAUGGGGACAGCAAAGAUCAAGAGAUGGUCGGAGCUCUCGCAACCUGUUGUGGAUCCCGAGUAGACAGAGAUUUGAUGUUGAUUAUAUCUAAAUGGCAAUGACUUGGGGGGAAAACACGUGCUUUUGAUUGAUUGAUGUCUUGUUUCUUGAUUUGGGUUUCUUAAUGUAAAUGCAUUCAUUAAUUUGAGGAGCAGCUAUACCGGGAGCAUACACUGGACAUGAGCAUAGAUAAACGCGUUUUUUGGGAAUAUAAAGGUAUAUUUAUAUUGGGGGAAAACACCCUUCAUGGUUGGUUGGUUACCCUGAUUCUGACCCACUCCAGCCAUGGGUUGCCUUCACAGCGUCGCCUGCAAACCCCGAAUUAAACGCGAGAAUAUAGUGGUGUAUGAUGUCUCUGCUACUAUUGACCACUGCCCCACACUGAUCGAGGAGAAUUCACCCAUAGUGCUCCGCUACAAAACUCCGUACUUCAAGGCCUCCGCUCGGAUAGUAAUGCCGCCGAUCCCUCGAAACGAGGCAUGGAUGGUGGGCUGGAUUCAAGCGUGCACGCAAAUGGAAUUCUACAACACUUAUGGAGACCUCGGCAUGUCAAGCUGGGAGCUGCCAGAGUUACGAGAAGGACUGGUGAAGGCCAUCAGCGACUCGGAUGGUGUGAGUUACCCAUGGUACGGAAACACGACUGAAACGGUGACCCUCUCCGGCCCCACAUCCAAACCUUCACGUUUCACUGUCAGCAUGAACGAUAACUUCUACCCCAGCGUAACAUGGGCCGUACCAGUGAGCGAGAGCAAUGUGCCUUUGCUCACGCGGAUCAAACGCGACCAGAGCUUCACCACUUGGCUGGUGGCUUUGAAUAUGGCCACACAGGAGAAGAUCCUCCUGCAGACAGUGAAGUGGAGGAUGAAAGUGGACAUCGCAGUGGACCCCUCGAAGCAGCUGGGCUCUCGAGCAAGACUCACCGGCCGGGUGCACCAGGACCAGCCCAAGGUGUUGACCCAUAUGGAGCCGAUCCCUCCUAACGCUUUGGGUAAACCCAAUGCUAAUGACGCACAAGUGCUAAUGUGGAGGCCCAAGCGAGGACCACCAUUAGUGGUGAUUCCCUCUAAGUAGCAGGUUGUGGCAAAAAUGAAAGGUUUUUAAUCAAAAUAGUCAAUCUGCCUUAAAUCCACACUGCUGCCUUUAAAGAGAUACUUUGUUCUUCAACAGCCUUGGAGACACUUAAAGGGAGAGUUCAUUCAAAAGAUGAAAAUUAAUGAGUUGUAUGAUGUUUGCUCCUUCUGUGGAACACACAUGAAGAUAAUUUAAACUAUGUUUUUGUCCAUCCAAUGAAAACAUUGGACCCUACUGACUGGGGAAAAACCCAUACACUGAAAUGUUUUGCAUUCCACAAAAGAAAGAAAGUCAGACAGGUUAUGGCGAAAUUAUAGUUUGGGUGAACUGUCCCUUUAAUUUGAUACUGACAUAUGCCUUAAACCCGCAGAUUCAAGUGCAGGAGAAGAAUCCUUAAUUCUGCGCUACAUAAAGGGAUACUGGACCAAACCUGGCUUAAUUUACUCACAUUCAUGUAAUUGCAAACCUGUAUGACUAAUACACACAAAUAUUUAUACAAGCAUAUAGAGCAGCAAGCUUUACAUUCUAAUUAUAGAUACACAAUGUUGCAAAACAAAAGAAGCAGUUGUGCAUGAAUGCAUGACUUCAGAAGAUCUACAGCUGAAUUCAGCAUUGCCUUUCAGUUCAGUCAGUGUUUCUGAAAGUUAAGUUUGAAGACAGCAGAAAGCUUUAACCAUCAGAUGUGUUUGCUAUUCAGCACAGCAUAAAUUUAAGUAAGAAGAAUCAUAAUAACCUGGGGCCUAGUGUAUAAAAAUCUCUGUAGAGUUCAUCCUGAAAGUAUACGUAUGCACAAAAGCUAGUCAAGAGCAUCCGUACGGUGCGCGCAUAUUUACGCCAAGUUUAUUUUUUAUGAAUCCAGAUACCUGCGUGAAAAACAGUGUAUAUCAACAGCUGAUAUGGGUAUAGAAGUGUGUAUGCUGUUUUCCACGCACAUUUAUA
This is a messenger RNA of Carassius auratus (goldfish), 3031 nucleotides long. RefSeq names its product protein FAM78B-like. Bases 1307 to 2092 code for a protein of 261 amino acids. The transcript is spliced from 2 exons. The record is from RefSeq and is a predicted model, not a curated record. Lineage: Eukaryota; Metazoa; Chordata; Actinopteri; Cypriniformes; Cyprinidae.